Messenger RNA from Artibeus jamaicensis (Jamaican fruit-eating bat), 579 nucleotides. Its product is annotated as histone-lysine N-methyltransferase PRDM7-like. Gene Ontology annotation, cellular component: nucleus. The transcript has 4 exons. The record is from RefSeq and is a predicted model, not a curated record. Gene Ontology annotation, molecular function: protein binding; histone H3K4 methyltransferase activity; recombination hotspot binding. The coding region runs from base 1 to 579 and encodes 192 amino acids. NCBI's taxonomy places the organism in Eukaryota, Metazoa, Chordata, Mammalia, Chiroptera, Phyllostomidae. Gene Ontology annotation, biological process: regulation of DNA-templated transcription; positive regulation of reciprocal meiotic recombination.
AUGUACAGCCUAAGAGAAAGGAAGGGCUGUGUUUACCAAGAGGUCACCGAGCCCCAGGAUGAUGACUACCUUUAUUGCAAGAAAUGUCAGAACUUCAUCAACAGCUGUGCUGUGCAUGGACCCCCUACAUUUAUAAAGGACAGUGCAGUGGACAAGGGGCAUCCCCACCGCUCAGCCCUCACCCUGCCCCCUGGGUUGCGAAUCAGGCCAUCCUGCAUCCCUGAGGCUGGGCUUGGAGUGUGGAAUGAGGCAGCUGAUUUGCCAGUGGGUCUGCACUUUGGCCCUUAUGCAGGACACAUCACAGAAGAUGAAGAGGCAGCCAAGAGCAGAUACUCCUGGCUGAUCACCAAAGGGAGAAACUGCUAUGAGUAUGUGGAUGGAAAGGACAGAUCCUGGGCCAACUGGAUGAGGUUUGUGAACUGUGCUCGGGAUGAUGAAGAGCAGAACCUGGUGGCCUUUCAAUACUAUGGGCAGAUUUCCUACCGAACCUGUCAGGUCAUCAGGCCAGGCUGUGAGCUGCUGGUCUGGUUCGGGGACGAGUAUGGCCGGGAGCUGGGCAGCAAGUGGGGCAGGAAGUAG